Molecule: messenger RNA, 1254 nt
Organism: Scleropages formosus (Asian bonytongue)
Lineage: Eukaryota; Metazoa; Chordata; Actinopteri; Osteoglossiformes; Osteoglossidae
Source: RefSeq, a predicted model, not a curated record
AUGAAGUGGAAGCUGGUCCAGUUUGUGAACCCAGUCAUCACAAGGAUCCAUGGCAACAUCCCAACUUGGAUUAAACGCAGCUUCCUCUGGAAUGGGCCGGACAAAUUUGACUUUGGAAAUCAAAACUUUUUCCAGCAUUUCCUGUCACACUUUGAUAUGUCAGAGUUCACAGAUAAGGCCAGUGUAACUUUAGUGAAAUACAAGGGAGAUUAUGUGAGCACAGAGACUAACUUCAUGCAUAAGGUUGACCCUGAGAGCCUUGAGAUCAAAGAGAAGGGAUCCAUCAUUAUGGAGAUGACUUUAGGUGCCUUCUGCAUCAUUUGUGUACUACCAAAUGAGCAGAUGGCAGAAGGGACCCUGGAGGGAACAACUGUGGUCUGUUCUAUGCCUGCAUUAGAGACCAAGCCCUUCUAUUACCAUAGCUUUGCAAUGAUGCAGAAUUUUGUGGUGUUCUUUAAGCAGCCCAUUAGAAUGCUCCUGUUUAAAAUGGUGACUGGAAAAAUCUGAGGGAAGGGGAUAAGUGAUGGAAUCUACCACAAUCCCACACAGGAAACAAUAUUCCAUGUAAGCAACAACAACGCAGGCAAGAUAAACUCAGUGAAGUUCUACAGCAAGCCACUGUCCACCAUCCACCAGACAAAUGCCUUCAAGGAGGAUGAUUUCAUAGUAACGAGCUUGCGCUAUUCUGACAAUGAAACCACCAUCAGUAAUUACAUGACCCAGAAUAUGCACAAGUCAGGGGAGGCUCUGGAUGAGAUUUACAACACACUGUGCAGGAAGUUCCCUCAGUAAUAUAUUCUGCCUCUCAAAGUGAAUGAAAGCACACCCAGGCACAAAACCUCAUCUCCUAUAGGUCAAUCCACAAGCACUACCAUUAAGAUUUCUACCAAUAAGGCAUUUUGUGGCCAUGAGGAUCUGCAUGGUGAUGACCUUCUUGAGUAUGGAGGCCUUGAGUUUCCAUAGAUCAGCUAUGCAAGGUAUAAAACUAGGCUCUAUCACUACUUCUAUAGCUGUGGUUUUAGACACCUGGAGGGUGACUUCCUUAUUAAAGAUGGACAUCAAGACAAAAAUUGUCUGUUCACAUGUACAGAGAAAAGCACCUUUAAUCUAGUGCUGGAUGCCAAAACUUCUGAGGAAACUGGUAGAGCAGAGGUGCCAGUGAACAUUCCUGAUGGCUUCCACAAAGCCUUCAAAGCCACCACUUUAGCAUUCAUUACAGAACAGCAAGGAAGUGAACAGUACAAGACCAUCUGA